Messenger RNA from Vicia villosa (hairy vetch), 570 nucleotides. RefSeq lists its product as uncharacterized. The coding region runs from base 1 to 570 and encodes 189 amino acids. The record is from RefSeq and is a predicted model, not a curated record. The transcript has a single exon. Lineage: Eukaryota; Viridiplantae; Streptophyta; Magnoliopsida; Fabales; Fabaceae.
AUGGAAUUGUCUCAGUACUCCCUGCAGAAUAUGACAGGAUUUCAGAAGUAUCUGAAACUGGUGAAGACUUCGUCCAAGACGAAAAAUGUGAAUGAAAUGCAUGUAUGCUAUUAUGUGAUGGGUAAUGGCGUGGUUGAAGAACAGAAGGUUUUGUUCGAAAAAGCAGAUCAUGGAAUGAUGUAUCAUCUUAAACCAUUGUUUAUAAGGGAAAAGAUUAAUAGAGUCCCAAUUAAUAAGGUGUUUGUCGAUGGUGGGGCAACAAUGAACUUGAUGCCCCAUUCAUUACUUCGAAAGAUAGGAAAGAUAGACAAAUAUUUGAGGCCCCAUAAUAUGAUCUUGUCUAACUACGAAGGGAAAACUAGUAGUAUACUUGGGGUGAUACAAGUUGAUCUGGUUGGGGGUUCGACUACCAGGUCAACCAUUUUCAUGGUGAUUGCAUCUCAGGCUAAUUUUAAAUUGUUGUUAGGUCGAGAAUGGAUCCAUGGAGUCCAGGCAGUCCCAUCAACGUUGCAUCAAAGGGUAGCCAUUUGGAGACCAGAUGGGAUUGUAGAAAAUGUGGAGGCUGAUUAG